AUGGAAUCGAAAGGGCCAAAUACCCCUGACGCUGAAUCUAUUGGUUUAAAACCCACGGCAGCCCCUGAAUCCGCUUACUCGACAUUCAGCAGCAGGCAAAAGGCAUGGAUCGUCUUCCUCGUCGCCCUGGCCGGCAUGUUCUCCCCCAUGAGUAGCUUCGUCUUCUACCCCGCCAUCGACGCCAUCUCCAAAGACCUCCAUGUUACUGUUGGCCUUGUCAAUUUAGCCGUAACUACCUACAUGAUUGUCUCGGGCAUUGUUCCCACCUUGAUGGGGAGCGCCGCCGACUCCUUCGGAAGGCGGCCGAUAUACGCACUCGCCCUGUCCGUGUACUUGGUAGCCAACCUCGGCCUGGCGUUGCAAGAUACAUAUGUCGGCCUCUUACUCCUGCGCAUGCUUCAGAGCGCUGGCAGUUCCGGCACUAUAUCUCUUGGGUACGAGGUCCUCUCCGACAUCACUACUCGCGCUGAAAGGGGUUCCUAUGUCAGCAUCUUCCUUAUAGGGCCCAACGUCGCUCCUCCUGUUGGUCCCGUUUUGGGGGGUAUUCUCACAGCAAAGCUUGGAUGGAAAUGGAUAUUCUGGAUGCUCUGUAUCCUGGGGGGUUCUUGCUUGGGUUUAAUUUUGCUAGCACUCCCAGAAACCUCUCGUGUGAUUGUUGGCAACGGGAGCAUAGCGCCUAGCGGCAUCUACCUCACCCUCUUGUCCGUAAUUGCAAGGAAUAAAAGGGGCAAGAGUGGUGAAAGUCAAAAACAUGGACCCAAGUUCACUUUACCCAAUCCACUAGACUGCCUCAAACUUCUUCUUUUGAAGGAUGUGGCUGUGGUUCUAUCAUGUAAUGGAAUUUACUACACGAUAUAUUGCAGCAUCCAGGCGUCUCUUUCGACGCUGUUCAUUGAAAUAUACAACUAUGAAAGCCUGGGGGCAGGUCUCAUUUACAUACCGUUUGGUAUUGCCUGCCUCGCCGGCACCUUCAUAUGGGGCAAGGUUCUGGAUUCUGAAUUCGCUCGGCUUGCCAAAAAGCAUGGCAUGCCCCAGGGUGAGGUCCGCCGCAACGCCGGCUUUCCCAUUGAGGCGGCUAGACUGAGCAGUGCGUUAUAUCUUGCGGUUCUCAGCACAAUAGGGACAAUUGCUUAUGGAUGGUCUAUCCAUUAUCGAGUUCAUGUUUCCGUUCCCCUCGUUUUCCAAGCCAUUGUUGGCUUUUCGGUCACCGGUCUCUUUGCGCUUGGCACGCUUCUGACGGAUUUGAACACGAACAAAGCAUCUACCGCGUCUGCAUCCGCCAAUCUUGUUCGGUGCGCACUUGCAGCAAUCUCCCUUGCCAUCCUGCAGCCCCUCAUUGAUCGGAUUGGGGUUGUUGAGGGAAAUCAUUUUGACGGACAGAGCGCAGGGCCUGGUAUGAAAUUACCAACAAACCAGGCGUGCAAUGCCCGGCCAACCAGCGGCCAGUUAGCCACAAGCCAAAGGCAGCUGCAGGCCAUAGCUCGCGGCAGGCGGAGGGUGUCAUUUAAACGUCAACUGGUUUGGUCUAGUCAUUCUCGCCGGCUUUGCCUACAGGCUCUCGUAGAAGAGUCGUUCCAAAUGCAGGCCAAACCAGCCGACGUGUCUCUAGACACGAGGCAUUGGCUGCACUUUGUUGCUGGCGGGACGGGCGCGGUCGUAUCGACAACGGCUACUUUCCCUCUCGACGUCGUGAAAACGAGACUGCAAAGCGACUUGUAUCAUCAACCCAUCGGACGAGGCAGAAUAGUUACGGAAGCACCAAGUCUAGGGACCACUCAGUUGCUGAAAAACAUUUACAGGCGUGAGGGAUGUAGAACUCUGUUUAGAGGUCUUGCCCCCAACUUAUGGAGCUUUGUACCCGAGACCGCAAUCGGCUUCUACGCCUAUGGAAACACGAAACGUAUCCUUGCCGAAAUCUUCAACCACGGCCAUGAGUCGGCAACCGUCCACAUGUGUGCUGCAGCACUUUCUGGCAUCGCUACAGAAACCUGCACGAAUCCACUAUGGGUUGUCAAGACGCGGCUCCAGCUUGAUCGGGAGCGUUCAACGGGAUUAGGAAGAGUGUACAAAGGGUCGUGGGACUGUGCGAAACAGAUCCUCAGCUCCGAGGGUGUUCCUGGCUUAUACCGAGGGCUGACGUUGAGCUAUUUGGGUGUAUCCGAGUUUGUCUUGCAGUGGAUGCUUUAUGAGCGAAUGAAACUGGCCUGUGGUAUAUCUAAAGAGAUGGCAUCUCCUUCCAGCAGUUCCCCUUCAGAGUGGUUUGGAAUCCUUGGCGCCGCUGGCUUGUCCAAGCUCAUUGCCGCAACUAUUGCCUAUCCCCACGAAGUUGUGCGAACCCGCCUCAGACAACAGCCCCUGAGUGGCAAGCGUAGAUAUACGGGACCCAUCCAAACAUUUGAGCUCGUUCGAAAAGAACAGGGCCUCAUUGGUUUAUAUAGUGGGUUGCCUGCUCAUCUGUGGAGAGUCGUGCCAGGAGCAGCUAUUCUGUUUGGAACUUAUGAAACCAUUCUCACACUCUUCGGAGAUGGUGGCAGGGUUGAUUGGUCUCGGUCGCAGGAUAACCUCCAAGCACCCAGCGAUUCUUGCCCCUGA
Metarhizium robertsii ARSEF 23 is the source of this 2592-nucleotide messenger RNA. Its product is annotated as Major facilitator superfamily transporter. The transcript has 12 exons. Bases 1 to 2592 code for a protein of 863 amino acids. NCBI's taxonomy places the organism in Eukaryota, Fungi, Ascomycota, Sordariomycetes, Hypocreales, Clavicipitaceae. Gene Ontology annotation, biological process: pyrimidine nucleotide import into mitochondrion. Gene Ontology annotation, cellular component: mitochondrion. Gene Ontology annotation, molecular function: pyrimidine nucleotide transmembrane transporter activity. The record is from RefSeq and is a predicted model, not a curated record.